This is a messenger RNA of Medicago truncatula (barrel medic), 2129 nucleotides long. RefSeq names its product probable lysophospholipase BODYGUARD 3. The record is from RefSeq and is a predicted model, not a curated record. Bases 410 to 1894 code for a protein of 494 amino acids. Lineage: Eukaryota; Viridiplantae; Streptophyta; Magnoliopsida; Fabales; Fabaceae. The transcript is spliced from 4 exons.
CUAAGAUAUAGCUCAUUAACAAAUAUUUUGGUAUAAAGAAAAAGAAAUAUUAGCUUCUUCAUUUCUCUUGAUAUAGGUUCAACAACCAACUACUUUCAUUUCUUCUUGGCCAACAAAUGCUGUUAAAUGAAACAAUCAAUAACUUCCAUUUAACUGUGUUCUCUCUCUCUCUUUCUUUCUGUUUUUGUGUUAAAGUUUCAAUUUAAGAGAGCCAAUACCACACGCUUUCAUCACCCCCCCCUAUUACUACUAUAACCUUUAAACACAGUUUUCUCCAAACAUCCUUAUUUUCUUGUUCCUUUACAUUUUUGCAUAUUUUAGUAACAUUGUUGAUGAUUUCUAUAUUCAAAACCCUAUUUAUUUAACAUUUUUACACUAUCAUUAUCAUCAUCAUUAAAAAAUUGUUUGUAUGAUUUUCUUUGCAUGCAAAAGCAAAGAAAAUAUACAAGAAAUGAGUAGUGGUGUAAUGGGAAAAAGUAGAUCCGUUUUAACAAUGAGUGGAAGAUUUGUGAAUGAAGCUAUAAGUUUCAUAGUGUUUUGUUUUCUUGACCUAGUUGAUUUUCUUCUAUGUUUUCUCUUCAAAUCGGUGGAUAUGUUAGUUGAAUCUGAAUGGAGACCAUGUUAUUGUUCAUCUUCGGCAGCAAAAGAAGCAAUAACAUGUAGUGGAAAAAUCUUGGUUUCGGAACAAGGAGGUGAAUCCAAAAUAGUUUCACUUAGUUCAACAAAGUUACAUUUGGAAGAUAUUUCCGACACACUUUAUUCUCGUCCUAGUUUGGUGUCUGAGGUUUCGAGGUUAACUAUGAAUGAGUUAAAAAGGUUUAAGUUGGAAGAUCCUGUUCUUCAUCAGUCUAAGAGAUCACGUUGUUCUAGUAGUUUUACAGUGAAUACAACUAUUGUUGAAAUGCUUCAAGGUAAAAUUGGAAAACAAGAUGUUCAACAUAGAUGGUCUGAUUGUGAUUGUAAAGAAUGUAUUUCUUGGAAUGAUCCUUCUAGUAAAUCCAUUCUCUAUGUUAAAUCUCAAUACCCCACCUCAGGUGAAGUUAAAGAAGAUGUGUUGUUUAUUCAUGGAUUCAUUUCAUCGUCACUAUUUUGGACAGAAACAUUGUUCCCAAAUUUUUCAAGUGUAGCAAAAUCAAGUUAUCGGUUAUUUGCAGUUGAUUUGCUAGGUUUUGGAAAGAGUCCUAAGCCAAGUGAAUCUUUGUACACAUUAAGAGAACACUUAGAUAUGAUUGAGAAAUCUGUUUUGGAGGCCCACAAAGUUAAAUCUUUCCACAUUGUGGCCCAUUCCUUGGGAUCAAUUUUAGCUCUAGCACUUGCAGCUAAAUACCCUCAAUAUGUCAAGUCUAUUACCCUCCUUGCUCCGCCUUACUAUCCUGUACCUAAGGGUGAAGCACAAGCAACACAGUAUGUGAUGAGGCAAAUUGCGCCGCGCCGCGUGUGGCCACCGAUGGCGUUUGGAUCGUCGUUGGUUUGUUGGUAUGAGCACAUAACUAGGAUGAUUUGUUUCCUCAUUUGCAAGAACCAUCGUUUGUGGAUAUUUCUCACCAAACUCAUCACUCGAAACAGGGUCAGGACUUUCUUGCUUGAAGGAUUCUUUAGUCACACCCAUAAUGCAGCGUGGCAUACACUACAUAACAUAAUAUGUGGAACAGCUUCAAAAAUUGGAUCAUAUUUGGAAACAGUAAAAGAAAAUCCAAAUUGUAAAGUUACUAUAAUUCAUGGUAAAAAUGAUGAUGUUAUUCCACUUGAGUGUAGCUAUGAGGUACAAAAGAGAAUUCCUCGAGCACAACUUAGAGUUGUUGAUGGUAAAGAUCAUAUAACCAUUGUUGUUGGAAGACAGAAAGAUUUUGCUAGAGAAUUAGAGGAGAUUUGGAGCUCUACCAAUGACAAUUAGAGAGAGAAUUAAGCUGAAGAUGUUUUGUGUCUAGAGCAGUUCUUCAACAUAUUUCUGUGUUAACUUUUGUUUAUGUCAACUCAAGUGUUGUUUGUAUCUUUUCUCAUAAAUUACAUAUCACUUGCUUACAAAAAAAAUUAAGCAAAAAAAAAAAAAAAAAAGGAAGCACAUAUCACUUAUUCAUACUUUGGUUCACAAAAUUAAAUAAAAUACCAAAGUGCAGUUAUUGCACUAU